AACUCCUAUGGAAUAUAAAAGAUGGCUCAAAGAAAGAAAUAGUCAGCAACAACAACAACAACCUAGGUCGUUACUAAUAGAUAGUGCUCCACCUAAUAAAGUAACUCAUUCUACUGAAAAUGAGGAAAAGAUGCAUUCGUUCCUUUCCAAGUUUCAAGUGGAAAGGAAAAGGGAAUCAACUGCUGACCUAAGCAACUUGGACUGGACAACACUUUCUGAUAACUUGUCGGUGUUGCAUCCUAAUAAAACAAGUAAGAGGGAUGAAGAACAAAAGUUGGUUGGAAGGAGGGAAUCAACGAGGACCAGGGAAACAGAACAGUUAACUGUUCCAGUAGAUAUGAGUUUGAAAACAGCAAUCAAGUUGGAGUUGCAAAUACAAAACAACAAGCAAGGACUAGAGUGGAUACAAAAUCAAGUUGAACGUUUAUGCUUUCAACAUAUAUUUUAUUCAUCCAACGUAAACGAAGAAAACAAAGAAUGGAGUAGCAAUAUGCUUUCUUUAGUGGACACUUUGAAACAAGUGGCGACCAUCUUUACCUAUCCAGCAUUACAAGAUACAAUAGAUGAUACUGUUAUCAGCCAACAGGAUAAGACAGAUGCCAGUAUGUGGAGUCAUUCCAACGCUUUCACAAACAAGACAAGUCAUCCAGUCAAGGAGUAUUGGAUAGGUGAAGAAUAUAUUCAAUGUAAAAAUUGGCAACUUGCCUUUCAUUCGGUAUAUCAACAAUGGAAGUUGGGUCAUAACCAAUCUAUUUAUGUUAUUUUUGAAAAGUUUGUGAUUAUUUUCGUUUCUUUCUAUUCUCAAGGAAAUGACUCCCAUACUUGUUUGGCUAUAACAGAAAAUGUUCCAACAAGAAUCAAACAAGCUUUUGAUAAAGCAGGUAUUGAAUAUGAAAUCAAACAAACAACAAGUAUGGAUAUAAAACCUGGAAUCCUACGAGAUAAUAUCGAAUGGCAAUCAAAAGGACAAACGAUAUUGUUCCAAGGUCAUCUCCAAGUUCAUGCUCUAUAUGAGUUGAUUUGGAACGAAAUCCCUCAGUGGAGAAAACUAUUCCUGAAGAGAGUUCCUACCAUCGUUUCUGAUAAAGAAUUUCUUCAUUGCAGCCUGACUAGUGCCAAUAUAUCCCAUCAUGUAGACAAGUUUCAUAGCGAUAAUCGAAUCAGUAUACAAAUGGUUGGAGUCUUGGUACCUGCCUCUUUAUACAAAUUGUACGCUCAACUUGUCGAAACUUCAGUGGAUCAGUGGAAUAUCCAUUUGGAAACUGAUCAAAGAACACUCGCUAGUAACAAGGCUAUUCCAAAUGAUAUACAAAAACAGUUCCAACAGCCUUUUCCUUACUUCCAUCAAACUUGUGAGGAAUGCUUUGCACUAGUUGAGUCUUUGGGAAAAAACCAUCAACAAUAUCACGUGAGUUGGAAAUAAGAUAUAGUAAGAUAAUGAUAAA
This is a messenger RNA of Galdieria sulphuraria, 1445 nucleotides long. RefSeq lists its product as uncharacterized. Gene Ontology annotation, biological process: nuclear DNA replication. Lineage: Eukaryota; Rhodophyta; Bangiophyceae; Galdieriales; Galdieriaceae. The transcript has a single exon. The record is from RefSeq and is a predicted model, not a curated record. Bases 8 to 1423 code for a protein of 471 amino acids. Gene Ontology annotation, cellular component: nucleus.